CUUCUGAUCGGCGCGUCCCAUUUGAGAACGUUUGCGGACGACAUUGUUCAGAUGGCAAGCGGCUGUUUCCAGUUUGGGUUCAUGUCCACUCCUGGUGCUUGCGCAGCUGACUUGCGUCUCGAGGUGUUGAAUGCAGUUCUGCCUCGGGAGCCUGAUGCUGUUUGCGUCAUGGCUCCAUCAAAUAACCUUACGGCCAGCCGUCACCCAGAAGAAGCUGGGCAGGAAUUUGAGAAAUACCUGAAGGCUGUCUGUAGCCGUUGGCCGAAGGUUUUUUGUACCGGCUUCGUUCCUCGUUUAACUGAGCCCAGAGAGAAGCAGACCUUGUUUGAACAAGAAUUCCACCGCAGGUCGGCAAAGCUAGGGAUUCGGUAUUAUCCUCUCGCUGACUACUUCUCUCUGAACUCCCUCAAUCUGUGGUGCCGCGAUGGUAUCCACUUGUCUGACGACCACGGCAUGCAAAUCCUGAAGGAACUGAUUUGGGUGUUUUCCUAUCAGUUCAUGGAGUCCUCAGCACCACAGCCACUGGUGCAGAGUCAGAGAACUCCUCCGUAUCAACCGAGGUUUGUGCCCCGUGUGGUAGUUAAGGGAGAGGAGCGUUCUCGACCUGCUUCUCCACUCCCUACUGAAUGGAUGCUUGUGAGAUCCGGCAGGAAGGUAUGA
Poeciliopsis prolifica (blackstripe livebearer) is the source of this 660-nucleotide messenger RNA. RefSeq lists its product as uncharacterized. The record is from RefSeq and is a predicted model, not a curated record. NCBI's taxonomy places the organism in Eukaryota, Metazoa, Chordata, Actinopteri, Cyprinodontiformes, Poeciliidae. The transcript has 4 exons. The coding region runs from base 52 to 660 and encodes 202 amino acids.